AACAGAAUGUCCGCAGACGACCGGCACCUGAGCUCCAGCUGCGGCUCCUUCAUCAAGACCGAGCCGUCCAGCCCGUCCUCGGGCAUCGACGCCCUCAGCCACCACAGCCCCAGCGGCUCGUCGGACGCCAGCGGCGGCUUUGGCCUGGCCCUGGGCCCCCACGCCAACGGCCUGGACUCGCCGCCCAUGUUCGCAGGCGCCGGGCUGGGGGGCACCCCGUGUCGCAAGAGCUACGAGGACUGUGGCAGCGGCAUGAUGGAGGACUCGGCCAUCAAGUGCGAGUACAUGCUGAACGCCAUCCCCAAACGCCUGUGCCUCGUGUGCGGGGACAUUGCCUCCGGCUACCACUAUGGCGUGGCCUCCUGUGAGGCCUGCAAGGCCUUCUUCAAGAGGACCAUCCAAGGGAACAUCGAGUACAGCUGCCCGGCCACCAACGAGUGUGAGAUCACGAAACGGAGGAGGAAGUCCUGCCAGGCCUGCCGCUUCAUGAAAUGCCUCAAAGUGGGGAUGCUGAAGGAAGGCGUGCGCCUGGACCGAGUGCGUGGAGGCCGCCAGAAAUACAAGCGGCGGCUGGACUCCGAGAGCAGCCCAUACCUGAGCUUACAGAUUUCCCCACCUGCUAAAAAGCCAUCCAUUUACUUUCCCCCUUUGGUCUUUGCAGUGACCAAGAUUGUCUCCUACCUGCUGGUGGCUGAGCCUGACAAGCUCUAUGCCAUGCCUCCCCCCGGCAUGCCUGAGGGUGACAUCAAGGCCCUGACCACUCUCUGUGACCUGGCAGACCGAGAGCUCGUGGUCAUCAUCGGCUGGGCCAAACAUAUCCCAGGUGAGUCNNNCCUGUCCCUGGGGGACCAGAUGAGCCUGCUGCAGAGCGCCUGGAUGGAGAUCCUCAUCCUGGGCAUUGUGUACCGCUCGCUGCCCUACGACGACAAGCUGGUGUACGCCGAGGACUACAUCAUGGACGAGGAGCACUCGCGCCUCGCGGGGCUGCUGGAGCUGUACCGGGCCAUCCUGCAGCUCGUGCGCAGGUACAAGAAGCUCAAGGUCGAGAAGGAGGAGUUUGUGACGCUCAAGGCCCUGGCCCUGGCCAACUCAGAUUCCAUGUACAUCGAGGAUCUGGAGGCGGUCCAGAAGCUGCAGGACCUGCUGCACGAGGCUCUGCAGGACUACGAGCUGAGCCAGCGCCACGCGGAGCCGCGGAGGACGGGCCAGCUGCUGCUGACUCUGCCCCUGCUGCGGCAGACGGCAGCCAAGGCCGUGCAGCACUUCUACAGCGUCAAACUGCAGGGCAAGGUGCCCAUGCACAAACUCUUCCUGGAGAUGCUGGAGGCCAAGGUCUGA
Messenger RNA from Miniopterus natalensis, 1338 nucleotides. The record is from RefSeq and is a predicted model, not a curated record. NCBI's taxonomy places the organism in Eukaryota, Metazoa, Chordata, Mammalia, Chiroptera, Miniopteridae.